Messenger RNA from Ipomoea nil (Japanese morning glory), 1130 nucleotides. Its product is annotated as 40S ribosomal protein S4-1-like. The record is from RefSeq and is a predicted model, not a curated record. Lineage: Eukaryota; Viridiplantae; Streptophyta; Magnoliopsida; Solanales; Convolvulaceae. The transcript has 5 exons. The coding region runs from base 95 to 889 and encodes 264 amino acids. Gene Ontology annotation, biological process: translation. Gene Ontology annotation, molecular function: structural constituent of ribosome; RNA binding. Gene Ontology annotation, cellular component: ribosome; cytosolic small ribosomal subunit.
AGCUAGGGUUUGAGUAGACAACAGACCGCGGAGCAGCACCACCGGCAACGGCCGAACAUCUCAGGGAGUAGAGUUUCAGCAAACAACCGCCAACAUGGCUAGAGGGUUGAAGAAGCAUUUGAAGAGGCUAAAUGCCCCAAAACAUUGGAUGCUGGACAAGUUGGGUGGGGCAUUUGCUCCUAAACCUUCUUCUGGGCCACACAAAUCCAGGGAGUGCUUGCCAUUGGUGCUUAUCAUUCGAAACAGGUUGAAGUAUGCCCUUACCUAUCGUGAAGUCAUUUCAAUUUUAAUGCAGCGACAUGUUUUGGUUGAUGGUAAGGUCAGGACAGACAAGACUUACCCUGCUGGUUUCAUGGAUGUUAUAUCAAUUCCAAAGACAAAUGAGAACUUCCGCCUCCUCUAUGAUACCAAAGGGCGAUUCCGACUUCACUCAAUCAGGGACGAGGAGGCUAAGUUUAAGCUUUGCAAAGUCCGCUCUGUCCAGUUUGGAAAGAAGGGAAUUCCAUUCAUCAACACCUAUGAUGGUAGAACCAUCCGCUACCCUGAUCCUCUCAUCAAGGCUAAUGACACAGUAAAGCUGGACCUGGAGAGCAACAAGGUUGUUGACUUCAUCAAGUUUGACGUGGGGAAUGUUGUUAUGGUCACUGGUGGAAGAAACAGGGGACGUGUUGGUGUCCUCAAGAAUAGGGAGAAGCAUAAGGGAAGCUUCGAGACUGUUCACAUCCAGGAUGCCACUGGGCAUGAGUUUGCUACUCGUUUGGGGAAUGUGUACACUAUUGGAAAAGGCACCAAGCCAUGGGUUUCUCUUCCCAAGGGUAAGGGUAUCAAGCUCUCCAUCAUCGAAGAGGCAAAGAAGAGGCUUGCUGCUCAGUCUGCAAUCACUGCUUAAAUGCACUGUAGGCUUUCUUCCAAUACCCCAUAUCUGCUUUGAAGUAAUUAGAGUUUGAUAGAAUUUUGUUUUGCAGGUUGAACUAAUUUUACUUUUUGUUAGCAAUAGAUUUAUUAUUUUAAUGUGUAAUUCUGUCCUGUUUUCCGAAUUCCUAUUACUCAGUUGCAUACUUUUUUCCUGAGAUGGAAAUUGACUGUUGGAAGCUCUACUCCUUUUAUCUCAAUUCCUUAUUUUGGCUGUG